Messenger RNA from Equus quagga, 3963 nucleotides. It is a transcript of the gene NEK3, whose product is annotated as NIMA related kinase 3. The transcript has 15 exons. Lineage: Eukaryota; Metazoa; Chordata; Mammalia; Perissodactyla; Equidae. Gene Ontology annotation, molecular function: ATP binding; protein kinase activity. The record is from RefSeq and is a predicted model, not a curated record. The coding region runs from base 1955 to 3472 and encodes 505 amino acids. Gene Ontology annotation, biological process: protein phosphorylation.
GUCGGGGCCUGGGCUCCUGCCCGAUGCCGGCACCGCGCGCACCUUCUGAACUUAGCCUGUAUUUCGCCGGUGGUGGCGCUUCUCGGCUUUUGCAAAUCACGUUGUUAGUUUUUGAUUGCUAUAGACAUACGAAGGGACACUUUGGCCACAUUCAGAGUAUAUACAGGUCUUUUAAUGAUCUUAUGCGUGUAACCGUAACAGAGGCAAAUGUGGGGAGAAAAGACCAAAUGUGGUUUUCAGCUAAGAAAAGUCAGUGGUUGCUCUUGUUUAUCAGUUACUGUCCAUUACAUAGAGUAAAGACUCUGAAGAAAAAAAAGAUUAGAAAUGUGGAAAAACCUGGCCUCCUUGUUAAAUCGUGUAAUACCGGGAGUCAGUCAGAAUAGUGGCCAAGAAUUUUUUUCGUUCAGGUCCCUAAAUAUAGUGAAAAAACUGUUCUUGAAAAGAAUUGUUUUUGAAGACAAAGCAUCUGAUUUGGUUAUAUGGAGAAAUUAUUUCUAGAGUUGCUUGGUCAUUCUAUGAUAAACAAGAAUACCAACGAAGUUUUGCAGGUCGCUAUACUAUAGGUUUUUGUGUGUGUGAUUUUUGCUUUACCUGCCAUGCCCUCUGUGCCUCAUAAUUCUUUGUGGUGUGAUCUUUAAAAAAUAGAACGCUACAAGUAAGCUUUCUGAAAAUCAAGUAAAUUCACUCCAGUGCUUUUUUUUUUCCUCCUGUAGUGAAAAAAUCUAUCACCUUUCUAAAGUUUUGAUAAUGCAUAAUAAUAGCUACUGUUUAUUCAGGGCCUCCUGUGUACCAGGCAAAGUAUUAGGACCUUUCUCUUCAUUGUCUUUUAUGUAUUAAGCAGUCCAACUAGCUGCUUCAUCCUGGAAGUGUAGAAAGGAGAUCGAAAUUCAAAGACUGUUAAACAUUUAUUCUUAGUCCCGGACACCUCCAAGUGGAUGCAUCCCAAAAGGAACGCGUCUACCUUCUCCCUUCCUUUCCCCACGUUCCUGCCACCAUAAAAAUAAAAGAAACAGAAAACCAUGCACACAAGCAUUGUGGUGCCUUUUCUUUCUCUCAGGGAAUGGUAUCACCAUUCACCCAGUUUAUGCCAGAACCCUGGGAGAUUACCACACCCCCUUCUCCCUACUUGUCUCCCAUAAAUCUGUCACCAAAAAUCUUGCCAAUUCUUUCUACAUAUCUCCUUCCCAUUUUCUUCAUCCCUGUUGCCACUACCUUAUUCCAUUCCAUCAUCAUUUCCCUGUCUUUUCUAUUGCAGAGGCUCUGGCCCUCCUGCCCCCUCCCUUGUUCCAUCCGUUCACUAUGCAGCCAGAGUGAAUGACUCUUCUAAUAUGCAAAUAUAAUUGCAUUGCUCUCUUGGUUAAAACCCUUCAGAGACAGCCCAUUAGUUACCCCAAGGAUAAAAUAUAGCAACCUAAACUUGACUUAAAAAGGCCUUCAGAUAGGGCCCUGUCUGCCUUACCAGCCUGCUGCAGUCCUCUUUCAAUUCCUUAAACUGAACGCAAUCUCUUUUGCUCUUAAACAUGUGAUUCCCUCUGCCUUGAUCACUCUUUUCCCUCCUCUUUGUCUCGCCAGCCUCCCUUCAUCCUUCAGGCUUCAGCUUAAAUAUUCCCAGAUUUUCCUAACUCUCCUGGAUAUUUCUGCUGUAUGCCAGCAUAGCUCUUUCUGUAAGACUCCUCACCCUAUCUUUGUUGAGGUCUGCGGUCCCAUUUGCUUUGGGGCAUCCAUGAUGGAAGGCCCAUGAGAGAUUUGUUCAGGAUUAUAAAACCUGGGGCAGGUGCUCAGUGCUUAGUGUCUAAAGCAAUUUUGGUGUCCUAUCGUGGUGAUCAGAGCUACUUUGAAUUAUUUCUGCCUUUUGAAAAUAAAUGUAAUUCUCAAAUGUUCCUGUUUUUGAAUAUAGUUUGGGAGAGCCCGCGGUGACCCCGUGAGUGGAGCCGGGCCGUGUGGGUGCUCCAGCAUGGAUGGCUACGCAGUCCUGAGAGUGAUCGGGGAGGGCUCCUUCGGCAGAGCCCUUUUGAUUCAGCAGGAAAACAGUAAUCGGAUGUUUGCCAUGAAGGAAAUACGGCUUCCCAAGUCUUUCUCUGGGACACAGAAUUCUAGGAAGGAGGCUGUUCUGUUAGCCAAAAUGAAGCACCCCAACAUUGUUACCUUCAAAGAAUCAUUUGAAGCUGAAGGACACCUGUAUAUUGUGAUGGAAUAUUGUGAUGGAGGGGACCUAAUGCAAAAGAUUAAACAUCAGAAAGGAAGGUUGUUUCCUGAAGAUAAGAUACUUAAUUGGUUUACACAAAUGUGCCUUGGAGUAAAUCACAUUCACAAGAAACGUGUGUUACACAGAGAUAUCAAAUCCAAGAAUAUCUUCCUCACCCAAAAUGGAAGAGUAAAACUGGGAGAUUUUGGAUCUGCCCGUCUUCUCUCUAGUCCCAUGGCAUUUGCUUGUACAUAUGUGGGAACACCUUACUAUGUGCCCCCGGAAAUUUGGGAAAACAUGCCUUAUAACAAUAAAAGUGACAUCUGGUCCUUGGGAUGCAUUCUGUAUGAACUCUGUACUCUUAAGCAUCCAUUUCAGGCAAAUAGUUGGAAAAGUCUUAUCCUCAAAAUAUGUCAGGGGUCCAUGAGCCCCCUGCCGUCUCAUUAUUCCUAUGAGCUUCAGCAUCUCGUCAAACAGAUGUUUAAGAGGAACCCCUCACAUCGCCCUUCAGCCACCACACUUCUCUCGAGAGGCACUUUAUCCCGGCUCGUCCAGAAGUGCUUACCCCCAGAGAUCAUCACAGAAUAUGGUGAGCAGAUAUUAGAGGAAACCAAAAAAUCAAAGCAUGGUACACCAAGAAAAAAGGACCCCAGCAGAAGCAGGAUACCUUUGGAAAAUGAAGCAAGCACAGUGCAAGGGGAAGAACAAGGUGGAAAGUAUAGCCACGCUGAUUUAGAAAGCGUUAAUCAAAAUUUGGUUGAAAGUGCACAGAGGAGAGUAAACAGAGAAGGGAAAGAUAAUAAAUCAGUCCAUUUGAGGAAAGCCAAUUCACCGAGUCCUCUCAGGCGACAGUGGGAGAAAAAUGUCUCCAGUUCAGCUCUGACAGCAUUGGAAAAUGCAUCCAUACUCACUUCCAGUUUAACAGCUGAGGACGAUCAAGGUGGGUCUGCAAUAAAGUACAGUGAAAAUAGUACCCGUAAGCAGUGGCUCAAAGAGACUCCAGAAACCUUGCUGAACAUCCUUAAGAAUGCUGAUCUGUGCUUGGCGUUUCAGACAUACACGAUCUAUAGACCAGGUUCACAGGGAUUCUUGAAAGGUCCCCUGUCUGAAGAAACAGAAGCAUCAGAUGAUGUCGAUGGAGGUCAUGAUUCUGUCAUUUUGGAUCCAGAGAGACUUGAACCUACGCUGGAUGAGGAGGACACGGACUUUGAGGAAGAAGACGGCAACCUUGACUGGGUGUCAGAACUGAAGCAGCGAACUGGCUGGCAGGGAGUGUCUGAUGGAUAAUGCCUGAGGCAGUGUGCUUAGUCACCCUGAGCAGAUGCUUCAGAUGAGAAAUUAAUGUUUGGAUAAAUAGAUCACGAAAUGUAUAUUUUCCUUUGGAAACAGAAUGAAGAGGGAGAAACUGUGAAUAUUUACAAUUGUUCCUGAUUAGUAUCAUGAGGUAAAAAAUCUAGAACUGUGAGUUUUUGAACUUAAAGGAGGAGGCAUAGCAUAAUGAGAAUGAGCUUUGGGCUUUUCGGUCAGAUAGACCAGAAAUUGGAUGCUGCCACUUAUGUUUGUGUGAUUGUGGGAAAUUACUUAACCCCCUUGAGCCCGAAUCUCCUCACUAUAAAAUGAGGAGAAGAACACCUACCUCACAGGGAUGCUGACCAUGGACCAUUACAGCAGCCCGUAAUGUUCUUAUUUGCAUUGUUAUGGUUUGUGUCUAUUAUUAUAUAACUCUUUUUACAUUUCCUAAAGGUUUGAGGAUCUAAAUAUAUUUAAUUAUAAUAAUG